UCUCUUUUUUCAAAUACAUUUUAUAUUUCAGUUCAGAACCGCCAUUGUUGAAGCUUUAAACACUUUGGGUGCUUGAGUUUUGAGGAUAUAAUUGAGGGAGAAGAAUUGGGUGCUUGAGUUUUGAUCCAAAAUGGCCAGUUUAGAGAGAGCUUCACCAGCUUUGAAGGAGAUACUUCUCAGAAUAUACAAUGCAGAGAGGCCUAUAGAGAUUGAUCAUCACUUGUAUGAAUUCGGGUCUGUUGAAUACUACAUUAAGUCUUCAGCAUCCGAACCGUUUACCUACCUGUCGAUAUCGACGCCUCUGCUGUCCCAAGGAGUGUUUCUAUCACAUGGGCUAUCCCCAUAUACCCUGCAAAUGGUAAGGGGAAUCUCCAUUGAUGUUCUUGACAUUGUAGAGCCUCCGACAGAUGGAUACCAGCUUACUCUAAGACUUGAUUUUUCCAAGCUCCCACGUAACAAAGAAUCUUUGAAGGUGGUCACAGAAGUUUCCUCAGUCCAAGCAGUAGUACUAAGUUCACAACUGAAAGAAAUGUUGCAGAAUGUGAAUUCUUGGGAUAUAUCUCAGGGGAUGUAUAAACCCAUCAAACUUAUUUAUCAUCCCAAAGAGCCUUUCUAUGUCAUCAGACAGCCUCAAAAAAUAAUAGCAGUGUUUCCCAUGAGGUUCAAAGAUCAUUCAGAUGUGAUCAUUGCAACAUCCUUCUUUCAGGAGCUAAUGGAUGUGGGAAGUUCUGGGAAAUGGGCUAAAGUACCUCCUUGCAACUGGUCACCUAUUCCUCCUCCAGAACUCAGAGGGGAACCUUUUGAAGAUUUGAGCACUAAUGGAGGAUUCGUCUCUUUUGAUAUAUCUUCACACCAUGUUGAAGGUAAAAGACUAGACAAGACCGUGUGGAGUUUGUUAAAUUUCUAUACCUAUGUGAAACACCAUGUAAAGUGCACCAGAGGCUUCAUUCAGAGAAGGAUGAGAAGGCGAAUGGAUAGUUUAGUUCAGGUCCUGGAAAAAUCAAUGAAAGAAGAGAAUGGACAGAUUCAAAAGGUUAAGGGAAAUGCAGGAUGGAAGAAGAUGAAAAACUGGGUGAGAUUAACAUCAAAAUCCAAAAUGAUCAAACGAAGAUAUCAUGAUAUCACGAAGAAGAUAAAGAGAAUCCGUUUCCGUAUUAAAAUCCAUGGUUUCGGGCGUUUCCGUAGGCGAUGGUUGACAAUGCCCAACUUCUCUUCUUCAAUGGGAUACACUAAACUAAAGAAAACUAAUAGUAAGUAAUUAAUGGGUAAAAUA
Molecule: messenger RNA, 1273 nt
Organism: Hibiscus syriacus
Lineage: Eukaryota; Viridiplantae; Streptophyta; Magnoliopsida; Malvales; Malvaceae
Product: actin-related protein 2/3 complex subunit 2B-like
Exons: 12
Coding region: 131-1258 (375 amino acids)
Biological process (GO): Arp2/3 complex-mediated actin nucleation; actin filament polymerization
Cellular component (GO): actin cytoskeleton; Arp2/3 protein complex
Molecular function (GO): actin filament binding; structural constituent of cytoskeleton
Source: RefSeq, a predicted model, not a curated record